AUGUGGUCUACAACGGCACCAUCAUCGACCAUGGGCGAGGCGACAGCCCCGCUGGUACGGGUGGAAACCAACAUGCUCCCUCGGUCCAAGCUUCUCGUCGUCUUCGGUGGCCUCGCCUUGUCGCUCUUCGUAUCGUUCGUCGACCAGAACUCGAUAUCCGUAGCCCUCCCCGUGCUGGGCAGGGACCUGGAUGCCGCGUCCACCAUCUCCUGGGCGGGCACGUCGUCCCUCAUCGCCAACACGGUGUGCCAGGUCCUGUACGGCCGCCUGUCCGACAUUGUAGGCCGCAAGCCGGUCCUGCUAUUCUGCAUCGGCCUGCUGGCACUGGGGGACAUGCUGUGCGCCUUUGCCAGGACGGGUCCGCAGCUGUACGCCGCGCGUGGAAUAGCCGGUAUAGGGAACGGGGGGAUAGCGGCUCUGUGCAUGAUCAUCGUGUCGGACGUGGGAAUCCUAGGCGCAUGCGUCGGACUAGGUAACGUCGUCGGACCUUUUCUGGCGGCCGGGGUGAUACGCAGCUGGCGAUGGCAAGGCGUGUUCUGGAUCAUCUGCGCCCUGGCCUGCAGCUGCGGCGUGGUCGUCCUCCUGGUGAUACCGCCGAGCCAGGUGAGCGGAAGCCGUAGGGAGAAGCUCCGGGCGAUAGACUGGCUGGGGCUGGCGACGAGCGCGGCGGGGCUGAUGAUGCUGCUGGUGCCCAUCACGUCCGGGGGCGCCGACCUUCCCUGGGGCUCGCCGGUGGUGAUAUCCCUGCUGGCGGCCGGGUCGGCGCUCGUGGCGGCUUUCGUGGUGGUGGAGUGGCGGUGGGCCUCCAUGCCGCUCCUGCCGCUCAAGUUCUUCGCCAUGCCGCAGGUGGCGACCAUCAUGUCGCAGAACCUGCUCAUGGGCGCCGUGUACUACUCCAACCUGUACUUCCUGCCCGUCUACUUCCAGAGCGCGCGGCGCUGGUCCCUCAUGGACGCCGCCGUGCUGACCAUCCCGCUCGUCGCCGGCCAGUCCGUCGUCUCGGUGCUCUCGGGCCGGUACAUCUCGCACUUCGGCCGGUACGGAGAGGUCGUGCGCGCUGGCUACGCCGUCUGGACCCUCGGCUCCGGCCUCACCCUUCUGUUCGGCCGGGGCACCCCGCGCGCCGUCAUAGUGGCCGUGUGCCUCGUCGAGGGCGCCGGCAUCGGCCUCGUCUUCCAGCCUACCCUCGUCGCCAUCCAGGCCUGCACUGCAAAGGAGGAUAGGGCCGUCGCCACGUCCGUGUGGAGCUUCACCAGGGCCGUGGGCGGUGCGCUCGGGCUCGCCGUCUCCACGGCCGUCAUGUCCCACGUCGUCGCUGGGGAGAUCGUGUCCCUGCCUCGUGACGUCCAGGAGCGCAUCUUGGGCCAGGUCCUGUCCGUCCAGGAGACGUCUGGCCUGUCGCCCGACGAAACUGACACCAUACUUCGAGCUUAUACGGUGGGGUGCAGGUCCGUCUUCACAAUGUGGGUGGCCCUCAUGGCCACCUGUCUCGCUCUCUGCGUCUUCAUCAGAGAUCGUGGCCUGAGCCGUCCCGAUGAGCCCGUCGAGGCUCUCCAAGAAGCCGACCAGGUCCUCCUUCCGCACUUCGACAACGCAGUUCUCAAAACUGUCUAUGCGAACGCGGGCAUUCGUCUCCGACACCACCUCCUGAAACGCUCGCCCAAAGUUGUUGCGGCCAUAUCCCUUACUGGUCUCGGCUCUGUAGUCGUCGUCGUCGUCGUCGUCGUCAUCGUCAGACUCGUCAGACUCGGAUUCAGACGAGUCAUCAGUCUCUGUCUCGGGCUCAUCGUCAUCGUCAUCCCUCUUGGCCGCCUUCCCGUCUCGGUCGAGCAUGGCCGUGUCUGGGCCGCCACCACCUCCUGUGCCGACGACGACGUAGGUUCCACGCUUCUCGUCCAGGCUGGCCACGAUCAGAGGCGUACCGCGGCCACCAUGAGAGAGCUUGCCAUGGCUCUCCCUCUCUUGCUCGCUCAAGGCCUCGCCGAUCCAAAGGGAGAGUUUUGUCAGCGCUGCAGGCGCUUGGCUCAUCGUAACGACAGGCUCACUCGACUGUGCGUGCUUCCCAACCUCGAGCAGGGCGCCGAUGACGACGCCGACAUCCUCGGCACUGAGGGUAGCACGCCACCCCCAGCUUCGGACGAAGCCCCAUCCGUCCUUGGCACCGGCACGGUCCUUGCCGUCUGUAUCCACCGAGGGUACCAUUUCGUCCAGGUUGUACAAGGACCCGUACUUGAGAAGCUUGGCUCGCAGCUCCCGCUUCAGCAUCAUGUCCAUGUGGGUGUAGCUCUGCUUGCACUGAGCCAGGCUGACACCCAUCUUGGCCAGCAGCUUGUGCAGACGCCUGAUACCGGUCUCGCUCCACGUCUUGAGGCGCGAGAAGAGGUAUGGGGAGUGAAGCAUGCUGUCAUAGAGACUCCAGUGCCGGAUAAGGAGGAAUCGCGGUUCGGGCGAGAGGCGGAUACCGGUGUCCUCGGGGUUUCGUGCCGUAGUAGGGAUGACGCCCGUAUUCUCUGGAGCGACACGUCCGUUUGUAAUCUCCAGGGGGUUAAGGCGCCUCACUUCGUCUCGUAG
Messenger RNA from Geosmithia morbida, 2571 nucleotides. RefSeq names its product transporter. Lineage: Eukaryota; Fungi; Ascomycota; Sordariomycetes; Hypocreales; Bionectriaceae. The coding region runs from base 1 to 2571 and encodes 856 amino acids. The transcript has 6 exons. Gene Ontology annotation, biological process: transmembrane transport. Gene Ontology annotation, molecular function: transmembrane transporter activity. The record is from RefSeq and is a predicted model, not a curated record.